ACAGUUGGUCUGGCAGGUAGGUCAAUGACGUCAUUCUCAGAUUUCCUUCAUAUAAAGGGGAAUGGGGUUCCACAAAUCCAGUUUUCAUUUUGAAUCAACAUGGUUGGAUCGACGUGGAUAGUUUUCGCAGGAUGUUAUAUCACUGCAGUUCUCUCAAUAUCAAUUGUUAAGAGACAAGUGGAUGGUCAAAAUGACGCAGAGUUGUGCAAAGAGAGAUCACCCAGUGAAUAUUUUCGUCUGACAGCUGACGAUGACUGCCGAGACGUAGUCAGGUGCUCUGUCCAGGGUCUCCUAGCUCUUAGGUGUCCUUCUGGUCUUGCUUUUGACAUCGAAAAGCAGACUUGCGACUGGAAGAAUAAUGUCAAAAAUUGCGAACAGUUAGAAAAACCUCGCUUGGCAACACCUCUUCUAGCAACUGAUGAACCACUAUGUGAAACUGGAAAACUUGCCUGCGGUAAUGGAGAUUGCAUUGAAAGGGAAUUAUUCUGUAAUGGAUUACCAGACUGCAGUGAUGGAUCGGAUGAAAACGCUUGCACUGUUGACCGGGAUCCUAACAGGGCCCCUCCAUGUGACCCAAGCCAAUGUGCCCUCCCAGAUUGUUAUUGCUCCCCAGAUGGAACACAGAUCCCAGGAAGACUGGAACCCAACACAGUGCCACAAAUGAUUACCAUUACCUUCGACGAUGCCGUCAACAAUAAUAACAUUAUUGUGUACGAAAGAAUCUUCAAAGAUGGCAGAAACAAUCCAAAUGGUUGUUCCGCCAAGGGUACUUUCUUCGUUUCUCACAAAUACACCAAUUAUUCUGCCGUACAAGAGUUGCACAGAAAAGGUCACGAAAUUGCUGCACAUUCCAUCACACAUAGAAACAUUGAAAAAUACUGGACUGACGCCAGCUUAGACACAUGGGCAAAAGAAAUGGCUGGAGUUAGGCUUAUACUGGAACGUUUUGGAAACAUUACAGAUAAUUCCAUUGUGGGUGUACGUUCACCAUACUUAAGAGUCGGAGGAAACAGUCAAUUCUCAAUGAUGGAGGAACAGGCAUUCUUAUACGAUUCAACCCUUACUGCACCUCUUAGCAAUCCUCCCCUCUGGCCUUACACUUUGUACUUCAGAAUGCCUCACAAAUGCCAUGGUAACGGACAAAACUGCCCAACCAGAUCUCAUGCUGUGUGGGAAAUGGUAAUGAAUGAAUUAGAUCGAAGAGAUGAUCCAAACUUUGACGAAGAACUCGCUGGCUGUGCCAUGGUUGACAGUUGUAGCAAUAUCAUUUCUGGAGAACAGUUUUAUAAUUUCUUAAACCACAACUUUGAAAGGCAUUACAAAACCAACAGAGCACCUUUAGGUCUCUAUUUCCAUGCUGGAUGGUUGAGACUCAACCAAGAUUACUUAGAUGCCCUCGUCCAAUGGAUGGACGAAAUUUUAGGCAGGAACGAUGUCUACUUCGUCACCAUGACACAAGUUCUUCAAUGGAUGCAAUCACCUGCCGAGCUAUCAUCCAUCCGAGAUUUCGCACCAUGGAAAGAAAAGUGCGACGUCAAAGGUCAAGCCUUCUGCUCUCACGCCAACGCAUGUCCCUUGACCACUAGGGAGCUUCCAGGAGAAACCAUCCGCCUACACACAUGCAUGGAAUGUCCACAGAACUAUCCAUGGAUAGAAGAUCCAACUGGUGAUUACUUCGCCUUCAAGAAGAAAUGAGCACGUGUUGAGUCAAGACACACGACAGAGACAUUAUCAUAAAAUGGAAUUGUCCGAUAUGUCCUACACUUAAAUAUGUGGUUGUAGGGCGAUAUAUCAUACACUCUAAAAUUGUCUUAGGCUAAAAAAAUGGAAGUGGAUGAUAGUGAAAAUUAACCAUCAUCCUUUCCAUUGAAAUCUACAGCUAAAAUUUGGUACUUAUCAUAGUAGUAGUUAGAGGGUAUUUUUCAUUAAUUUUAAACAUUUUGUUAUAACUUACCAUUCAUAGUUAUAGCCAUAAUUAGAUAUAAAUCUGCCAAAAUAAAUCAUCAUUUACCACAAACUUGUAAAUAAACAUUUGCAGCUGAGCAAUAGCAAUGUUUGUUUUAUUACCUUUUUUAGAAGACUAAAGUAAAACUUUAGUGUUUUAUGACGAAAAAAAUCGUGAUAAUUUUUUUUUAUCGCUGAUGCUGUGAUCAUUAUAUUAAUUUUCAGCUCAAUUAGUCACAGCUCUGAUUUUUCUUUUUUUUUUUUUAAUUUGGAUUUGAAUGUGUAAUUUCACUCAUUAACAAAUAUUUGGGUAAAGUAUGCUUUUCAUGUCAUAAAAGGAUCUUAAUGAUCAUGUUUUCAUUCCACAUAUUUAUUAGAAAAAUCUCUAAGAAAAAAAAAUAGCAUGAGUCAUGUACAUAUUUGACAACUGUUCCUAAAUUUUAAACAUGUAAAUAAGCUGUGGCUUUUAUUGUACUGAAAUAAAUUGUAUUUUCAUACGAA
This is a messenger RNA of Parasteatoda tepidariorum (common house spider), 2445 nucleotides long. Its product is annotated as chitin deacetylase 1. Lineage: Eukaryota; Metazoa; Arthropoda; Arachnida; Araneae; Theridiidae. The record is from RefSeq and is a predicted model, not a curated record. Gene Ontology annotation, molecular function: hydrolase activity, acting on carbon-nitrogen (but not peptide) bonds; protein binding; chitin binding. Gene Ontology annotation, biological process: carbohydrate metabolic process. Gene Ontology annotation, cellular component: extracellular region.